UCCCUUUCAGCACUUACGCAACAAGACUUGGACUACUUCGCCAAGAAUAUUCAACUCAACUUUUCAUUGAUCGAGAACUCUUUUUUCAACAAGAAGCUUUUCGAAGCAGAGAUACUUCUCACCAACAAGGGCAAAAGACCGUUCCCUCCCUUAGGGUGGGAGAUUAUAUUCUCUCAGGUAAUU
Messenger RNA from Lymnaea stagnalis (great pond snail), 183 nucleotides. The record is from the annotation of a GenBank genome assembly. Lineage: Eukaryota; Metazoa; Mollusca; Gastropoda; Lymnaeidae.